Molecule: messenger RNA, 5604 nt
Organism: Anopheles coluzzii
Lineage: Eukaryota; Metazoa; Arthropoda; Insecta; Diptera; Culicidae
Exons: 2
Coding region: 1-5604 (1867 amino acids)
Biological process (GO): DNA integration
Molecular function (GO): nucleic acid binding
Source: RefSeq, a predicted model, not a curated record
AUGUUUGGAGCUAAUGGUGAUAACCAGGAGACGGGAGCCGACUCGAUGGCGGGACGCGUAGAAGUCCAAGCCAACCAAGCAGCGCCAUGGAGUGAGCCAGGCCCCUCGACUGCGGAAGGGUCACAUCGGGCAUUGACCCCAAGGGUCAUUGACCAGCGAGAUGAGCGUCAUUUGCGGUCACCGCUGCCCGGUCCUUCGAGGAUAUCUUUCGUGUCGCUUUAUGAUACGCAGGACACGCCUGAUCAGCGUGGGAGUGUUGGCUCGGCGGCGGGACGCGCUAGCGUUCACGCUGAUCAAGCAAUGCCAAGGAGCCCCAUCACGCCUGUUAUGUCAGAGGUAACGCAACACGGUAUAAGCAGCGCGAACAGUCGCCGGGUUGAAUCACAAACACGCACACUACCGAACGAAAAUACCGCGGAACGCAAUUUCACUAACGGUCAUCGGGAUGAGCCGCCGCAUCAGGCGCCAUCGGGCGAGCACCAAGCGUACUUAGCUGCGAUACCGAUGGAGUCGGCCAUUGCAAUCGAACAAGGUUCGAUUUCCCGAAAUGCCGAAUUGGUUCGGAAAAGGAUUGAGGUUGAAAGAAGGCAGAUUGAGUUGAGGAAGAUGGAGAUUGAGUUGAUUGAGCUCGAAGAGGCUGAAAUGAUGGCACUAGGUGGCAGCAUGCGGGACAGUGUUCAGCGGCCUAAAGCCGAGCAGUGGGUAACGGCAACGGAUCGCUUCGGUAUGGCUUCAUCGUUCAGAGGGGUACCUGAGACACCCCAAUUCGCGAGUACAGCCCACGUACCACCGCCGUAUGAUUUUCAGGGUUACUCACGAUUCCCAGACUACUACACUUGGAGGAGAAGUCACGAUAGCGCGUAUCGUAGGGCAUCGGUUAUCCCGCCGGUGGACCACACCAUACCACCACAGCAUCGUACGCGAUCGUAUAGGGCUCCUACCCAGUACGCUAAUGCUAGCAACCUGUCGGAAGUACAGUGGUCGGCCCGACUGAGUGGAAACGUGACUGAGUUACCAACGUUCAGUGGUGAAUCGCGAGAAUGGCCCAUGUUCAUCCGCAUGUUCGAGAAGUCGACGGAAGUGUACGGGUUUACCGACGAGGAGAAUCUGCUACGGCUGCAACGAGUCCUGAAAGGAGAAGCAAUGGAGUCAGUUGGUCAUUUGCUACUGCUUCCAAAUAGUUUGAAGGAUGUCCUUGAAAUGUUAGAAGCGCAGUACGGGCGACCGGACCAAAUAAUAGAGGCCACGAUCGAAAAGAUUCGGAAGAUGCCCGUGCCAAAGCCAGACUGCCUACGUUCUCUGGCUAAGUUCGGGUUUGCAGUGAGAAACCUCUGUGCUACGAUCGAAUCGCUGAGGUUGCCGGAGUACGCCUAUAACGUUGCGCUUCUCAGGGAGCUUGUGAGUAGGCUUCCGUCCGCACCUGCACGUGAAUGGGCGCGACACAAGAGGCAAUUCGGGUGUGGUAGUGUUACCGAUUUUGGCAGAUGGAUCAGCGAAGUGGCACGAGACGCGAUAGAUGUCAGUGUGGAGCCACUGCGCCGUGUUACGAACGAGCGUAAGGAAGAACCCGGCAAGCGUGAGCAGAAUUCUCAGCAACCGCGUCUGCCUGUUCGGGCUGACCGAUCAGGAAAUCAGCCCCCUCGAACAACAUACUGGAACGUGCACACGUCUCGGUGUUCGGAGUCUCUACCGGUUGCUGCGGCCACCACCAAUACAGCGUCACCACAAUGUCAACUGUGUAAAGGUACGUGCAGCUCACUUUCGCAAUGUAAACGGUUUCUGCACUUUUCAGUAGCAGCUCGAAGGAGCCACGUGAAGGAAAAAGGUCUGUGCAAGAAGUGUCUCGGCAGACAUAGGACCGGCUGCUCGAUUGUAACAGCGUGCGGCGUAAACGGAUGCAACGGAAUGCAUCACGUCCUGUUGCACAUCGCAGCGCCAGAUGAAGAACGCGCUCCAGAGGUUGGUUUGUGCCACACGCAUUCAGGAACCGUAGAUCGCGCUCUUUUAAAAUACGUGCCGAUCAAGGCGUAUGGACCGCGCGGUGAGGUCGAAACAUUUGCCUUUAUGGACGAUGGUUCCUCUUCGACGUUCAUCGAUAGCUCCUUGGUAGAGGAACUGGGGCUAACGGGCACACCUGUGCCGCUUUGUAUCCAGUGGACCGGCGGAGUGACGCGCCAAGAGAACUGUUCCGUGCGCCUUAACCUCGAAGUAUCUGGAAGAAACGGGAGCCGUAAGUACGACCUGAUCAACGCGAGAACGGUAAAAAUGUUGGGGUUACCUACGCAAACGGUGGCGGUUUCUCAGUUGGCUGACCAGUAUUCGCACCUGAGAGGGCUGCCGAUCGCCUCUUACAGCAACGUUCAGCCUCGUAUUCUCAUUGGUGUCGACAAUUGUCGAGUGACCAGACCAUUGAAGACGGCUGAGAGGAGCGAACACGAGCCAGUCGCCUCGAAAACGCGUUUGGGAUGGAUUAUUUACGGCCCGUGUCCGAUAGCGGAGAACGUGCCCGGAGCAGUGUAUAAUAGUUUCCACGUGUGCCUGUGCGACGGAGUGAGUGCGGAGCUGUUGAACACCGAGGUGAAGAAGAUGUUCUCCCUGGACACCAUUGCUGUUGAAAAACCAAUCAGCGUGUGGCGCUCGAAAGAGGACGACAAGGCGAUGGCGAUUCUAGAAAAGGAAACGGUGUUGGUUAGUGAUCAAUAUGAAUCGGGACUGCUGUGGAAAGCGGAAAAUAUUCGACUGCCCUGUAGUAAAGCGAUGGCUUUGAGACGAUACCACUGUCUGAAACGGCGUAUGCAGAAGGAUCCAGUACUGGAUGCAGCGGUACGAGACACGAUACGGAAUUAUGAGAAGAAAGGUUACAUCCGUCGCUUGACGGAAGCUGAAGCGGCUGAACGACAUCCCCGAGACUGGUACCUGCCAGUGUUUCCUGUAACGAAUCCAAAUAAGCCAGGUAAGAUUCGUUUAGUGUUCGAUGCUGCCGCUACCGUUAACGGUAUCAGCCUUAAUAACAAUCUUCUCACCGGACCGGAUCUUACGGCUAACCUGUUGGAAGUGCUGUUCAAAUUCCGGGAGUUUAGCGUGGCUGUGGUCGGAGACAUCCGCGAGAUGUUUCAUCAAGUGUUGAUAAAGCCGGCCGAUCAGCGAAGCCAGAUGAUAUUCUGGGAAGGAGAUGCUGCCAGUGACGAACCCGUCACGUAUGCUGUUGCAGUGAUGACCUUCGGAGCCGCCUGUUCACCGAGCACCGCGCAGUACGUGAAGAAUCACAACGCAGAGCGGUUCGAGUCGGAGUAUCCACGAGCGGUGGAGUGUAUCAGAAACGAACACUACGUCGACGAUAUGCUGUUCAGUGUCGAAACGGAACAGGAAGCGAUUUCUCUGGCGGAACAGGUGCGAUACAUACAUUCUCGGGGUGGAUUCGAGAUACGUAACUGGAUUUCCAAUUCGUCACGAGUCAUGGAACGUGUGCAGACCAUCACUGAAACGGAAAAGAGUUUCAACAUGGGUAACGAGUUCAGUGCGGAAAAGGUGCUUGGUAUGUGGUGGGACACCCUUACGGAUACCUUUUCGUUUCGGCUGUCCAAGAAGUACGAUCAGGGCAUCCUGUCUGGAGGACAACUUCCAACGAAGCGAGUGGUGUUGCGGACGCUAAUGAGCAUUUACGAUCCGAUGGGACUAGUGGGACAGUUCCUUAUGUUCCUGAAAAUGUUGCUGCAGGAAAUUUGGAGAAGUGGUUAUGAUUGGGAUCGUGAAAUCGACGGCCACAUUGCGGAAAAGUGGUUUACCUGGCUGAAAGUAUUGGCGAAAAUUCCGCAAGUGACGAUCCCUAGAUGUUACCGUCGUGUCACCUCUACCAGCGCUAAGAUCGAGCUACAUAUUUUUUGUGAUGCGAGCGAGCACGGCAUGGCUGCCGUGGCUUACUUCAGGUUCGAGGAGGGCGGUGUCAUCGAAUGUGCUCUCGUUGCGUCAAAGACCCGUGUUGCGCCACUAAAUUUUUUAUCAAUUCCCAGACUCGAGUUGCAAGCAGCAGUACUAGGCGCGCGACUGAGCAAGGCGAUCAUCCGAUCACACCGUCUGGAGAUUCAUCGCACCACGUAUUGGACGGACUCAAAAAACGUUGUCAGCUGGCUAAAUUCCGAUCACCGACGCUAUCAUCAAUUUGUCGCCUUUCGGAUCGGAGAGUUGCUUGAGACGACAGACGUGCAACAAUGGCGAUGGCUACCGACGAAGUACAAUGUAGCGGAUGAUGGAACCAAGUGGGUGAAAACCCCCGAUCUGUCACCCGGCAGCCGUUGGUUUCGAGGUCCUUCUUUCCUGUGGGAACCUGAGUGCGAGUGGCCCGCGGCGGUGGAAGCUGUUCACGACACAACUGAAGAGCUUCGGGUAAGCGCGUGCCACCAUCAAACUGUCGACAAGGGUGUCGAAGCAGGUGGGUUCAUCCAGUUUGAGCGAUUCAGCAAGUGGAGAAGGCUUUUACGAGCCGUUGCACAUGCUAUCCGCUUCAUUUCUAACGUCCAGAACAGCAUCCGUGGAACAACGAAACAACUGGGACCCCUGACGCAACCAGAACUGGCCGAAGCAGAACUGAUUGUGUUCAGAUCGAUCCAGCAGGAGAGCUACCCCGAAGAGAUCCGAUGCCUGCGACAAGACGAAAGGAAACACCCGUGGCAGACAGGCAUCAAGAAAGAGAGUCCACUGUUUAAGCUAUCACCCGUCCUUGACGAUAGCGGCGUAAUAGUGAUGGGUGGACGACGCGUCGAAAAAAGAUGGGGUGUCAUCUUCACGUGCCUCACCGUUCGAGCGGUGCACCUAGAGGUAGCGCACACCCUUAGUACCGGAUCGUGUAUCGCUGCUGUUCGCCGAUUCAUCGCCCGGCGCGGCGUUCCCCGCGAGAUCAUCAGCGAUUGCGGGACGAACUUCGUGGGAACAGCACGAGAGCUACGGGACGCGAUUGCCGGUGUGGACCACGAGGCGCUCAUGACAGAGUUCUGCAGUCCGGAACUGAAGUGGACGUUCAAUCCACCGGGAGCACCACACUUCGGAGGCUGCUGGGAGCGUUUGGUGCGAUCGGUGAAGAAGGUGCUUGGACAUCUUAACCUUCCCCGCCGACCGACUGACGAGGUGCUCGAGACUGCGCUGGCUGAGAUCGAGCUGAUCCUAAACUCCCGGCCUCUUACGUACGUUCCGGUAGAUGACGCAACGCAGCAGCCUCUUACGCCAAACCAGAUCCUGCUUGGAACAGCAGACGGAAGCAAGCCACCUGUGGCUUACAGCAGCGGCAGCGAUGCGGUCAACUCGUCCUGGAAAGCAGCACAGCAUAUUGCGGAUCUGUUCUGGAAAGCGUGGGUACGAGAUUAUUUGCCGGUGCUUGGGAAACGAACGAAAUGGUUCGAAGCGGCGGAACCGUUAGGAGUAGGAGAUCUCGUUCUAAUAGUGGAUGAGAACUUACCGCGCAACUGCUGGCCUAAGGGUUUGAUCGAGGAAGCGAUUAAAGGAAAGGACGGCCAGGUGAGACAGGCAGUAGUAAGGACCGCUAAAGGUAUAUAUAAAAGACCUGCUACAAAAAUCGCAAAGCUAGAAACAACUCGUGGUGAUCGGAUUUAG